ACAGAAUGUUUGUGCGGGGAAGGGGGCGGUGGAUGCAGGCCAAUGAUAAGCAGCUAUGGGGUCGGGCUCCUUUGGUUUAAAAAGUUCAAGUCAUUAUUCUCUACACCGCUAUUCAGCCCAGAAUCCCGUUAGCUCAUUGUUAUUCUGCCCGAGUGAGGGAGAGAGGGAUAGUGCGAGAGAGAGAGAGGGCAUUGUCAGAGAAAGAGUGAAAGUGAGGGAGAAUGGACGACCGAGCGUCUAGCGCUUAGAAGACUAGCAAAUCAGUUUUAAAAAGAUUACUGAAAGUCACCUAACAAUUUUGUGAUUUAAAACCAGGGCGUGAGGGAAAACGUAAAAAAACAAUCUGUUCACAAUGAAGAAAGGUACAGAGUCUGACCAUAAUUUGUGAGAAAGACGGAGAGAUUUAAAGAAAGGGAACCGAAGGGGUAACAGGGAUUCCAAGCAGCGGUGGGUUAACAGCCCCCCAACCCCCCCUCUACCCAUAAAAGAAGGCGAAAAGUAAUAUUAGACGGCGAAAGGAGGUGCAAUAAGACAAAGACGGAGUUGCAUGUAUCUAUUUUCAGCGAUGAAUUUUAAAGAAGGGGGUUGUAGUCUGUUGACAUAAUUCCAUUCAGGAGAAGGCCGAACCAGCACACAGGAACAGCAACAUGUCCCGCUCAGAAGAGGUCAACAAGAUGACUGAAAACGUGUACAAGGGGAUCCUGGAGCAGUUUAAUCCCAGUCUAAAGAAUUUUGUCACAAUGGGGAAACACUAUGAGAAAGCCCUAACAGGAGUCACAGUGGCAGCCAAGGGCUAUUUCGAUGCUCUGGUCAAACUGGGAGAGCUGGCCAGUGACAGCCAGGGGUCCAAAGAACUGGGUGACACGUUAUUUCAAAUGGCCGAGGUGCACAGACAGAUUCAAGUGCAGCUGGAGGACGUGUUGAAGCUGUUCCACUCUGAGCUGCUUGCCCAGCUGGAGCAGAAACUGGAGCUGGACAUUAAGUACUUGACGGCCACUCUGAAGAAGUACCAGACUGAGCGCAAGUCGAAGGCGGAUUCCAUCGAGCGCUGCCAAUCUCAGCUGAAGAAGCUUCGCAGGAAGAGCCAGGGCAGCCGGCACCCCAACAAAUAUGGGGACCGAGAGAUGCAGUUUGUGGAGUUGAUGAGCAGGCGCCAGGGGGAACUGGACACCAUGGUUGCUGUUGGUUACCGUUCGGCCUUGACAGAGGAGAGGAGGAGGUACUGCUUCCUGGUGGACAGGCAGUGUGCCGUCACCAAGCUCCUCAUCAACUACCACAGCAAGGUGAGGGAGCUCCUGUCCCAGAAGCUGUCGUCAUGGCAGCAGUCCUGCACACAGCCCACACGACUCCCGGACAGAGCCCUCAACCUGCUCCGACACACGGCCCCUCAGGGGUCUGGGGCUGCUGGGAUAGCUGAGGUCCUCCGACAUGCCAAGCUGGGUACUUCACAGGCACAUGAGCAGAGACUGUCUGUCCAGGAAGUUCCCCCUCUGCUCAAUGGCGAAACCACCCUUCGUGUGCAGCGUGUCAAUCUCUCCUCCCAGACCGAGACACUUACCCACAAUCCUCCUGGCCCCCAAACCUUCCGCACCAUCUCUGCGCAGUCACCGCAACAGACCUCCCUCAGUAACAGCAACAGCAACAGCAGCACCGUAGCCAGCACCAGCCAUUCCCAACAUACGUCACUCCACUCGACAACCAGCAACUCCAGCCUCUCCAACAAUGCACCUGCUGUUUCUCUCAGCCACUGUUCCCCAGUAUCCCACAGUUCCUUGCAAGGCUUAUCCCAGAAUGCUCCCCAGAGCCCUCCUCUUCCCCACAGUGCCCCUCUCUCUAGGGCUAUGACACCCGUGCCACACCUGGAGAUCGCCAGCAGCUCCCCACCUUCCCACAAUCCUUUGCUCCUGAAAGCAGCUGAACUUUAUGCCACAUCCACAUUGCCUCUACCACGGAAACCAGUCAAUGAGGCCCGUUUGGGAUUUUUGGGAGCUACUCUGCCUCGAGUCCUCCCUCUUUCCCCCCCUCCCAGAGUAGAGGCCCUCUUCUCCCAUGCUCCUGGAGGGGUGGAGGGGGUUGGAGGAGGGGGGUCCUGUCUUCUGCACUUCCUCCCAGGAGAUACCCUUAUUCUGUUGAUCUCUGAGCCACGGGAUGGGUGGCACUAUGGACAAAAUGAGAGGACUGGGCGGAAAGGCUGGUUCCCCUUCUCUUACACCCAGCCCUACCCACGCUCACCCAAGCAUCUUGAAAAUAGCUCGCCGCCUCUCUCCAAAGCCAACAGUAACAGCACAGGAAACCUGGACAAGCUGGGAUCCCCUGGAGCGCAGCACCUCAGUCCAGAGGCGGGGGAAGACCAGUCCUCCCCUCCACACACAGUUAGCACCUUCCGCCCCCGCCCUUACAGCAUGGUCAACCCUGACACGACUCAGGUCAGGCGCUGGAAGGAGCCAGAACCCUUCCCAAAACUUUCUGCAGAAUUUGCUUCCCCUCCACCUUCCCCAACAAGGGCCAAUCCAUUCGCCCACAUUCGGCUUCGAAAGACAGUGACCAAUGAUCGUUCUGCUCCUGUCAUCCAAUAGCAGGCCUGUCUGGAGGAUCAACCAAUAGGAUAACACUCUUAAAGAAGGUUAUUUUUAAAUUCCAUUAAUCAUUAUGAAUACAUAGAAAGAACUUUAACUGGAAGAGCACUGUCAAAAAAAAUCCUGGGAUUACAUGUUUUUAUGUAAAUUGAGCAUUUGUAAUAUGUUUCAGUGAGCCUGAAAAGGUCAGAUUUUCUCAUUUAUCGUCUUAUGUCUAACAUUGAUUAUUCUGCAACCUAGGUCAUGUACUUAACCAUAGUAUCUUAACCUUUUUUGUCCUCUCAAUUACUUUGCGUAGCACAUUACAUCCUUUCAUUUAUAGGGUGGUUGACUGAUUAUAUUGCCUUGUGAAUCAUAAAUGCGUAAAAGUGAUAAGGAAAUGUCACUGCUCCCCUUUUUGAGAACACACUGGAUUAACAUUCAAAAGGUCCCCUGAGAAAUCAAGGAUACCUGGCCAAAACGUGUGACCUUCAGGCCAAGGAAAUACUUUAAUUGGAUUGUGAUAAUUUGGUUAUAGUUACUUUAGAUUAGAUUUUGCCAGUUUUUUCUUCUUUUUUUUUCUUUUUCAAAAUAAUUAGCUCAAAUGUAGCCUGUAUCUGUUAAAGUCACUGCUGUAGCUGAAAGUAUGCAUUAGGAUUUUAAAUGCUAAACUAGGGGGAUUUGUCCUUGUUGAAUAGUAUUGAGUUGUAUAGUGUGCUUUAUUUUAGUUGAGCUAUUUGGAAAUAAACCUUUCUGCUUGUCACAGGAUAUAGUAGAUAUUUUGCAGGAAUUUUAUUUCAGUUCAGGUUUUAAAUUUAAAAUGUGCUCAAAAAGAGGUGAUUCCUUUUUUAGUUAAAUUUUUUUACGCCAUGCUUUGGUUUUUCACUGUUUCAAAUGAUUUUGUUGUGCAGUAUUUGUAGAUCUGUCUCAUCUCUGCCAGUUUAGAAGAGCAGAAUCUGCAGCUUCUCUACAUUCUGCAUUGUGAUUCCUGACAAUGGGCAUACCAUUGCAAUAGGACCCAGUGCUUUAGCUGGAUAUUCCAUUUGCUCCCCUAUGGAUAAGGCAUAUUGAAACACAUGCUUCAGGGUCUGCAGAUUCUAAUUGUCCAGACACUGGAUAAACCAUACAAAACAAUGCAGAGACACUAUUUUUUUCUUCAUUAGUUACAGUGGAGUUUGCAUUUAAUGUGUAGUCUCAGUAUUGCCAGUUAACCCUAAUUCAGUGUGAACUGGGUUCUGAUUAUUCUCUUUACCCACCAGAACCUUUUGUUACAUUCCAAUGUGUCUUUAUGUUUGAGAAUUAAAUUGGUGAAUAAAUAGUAUGCAUUGCUAAAUUUAGAUAAUGUAGUAUACAAUUGUGGCCAUAUUUCAAGGCAAAUUCCAAGUUUGGGAGAUAAGGUCUGCUAGGGUGCAUAGUUUUCUGUACUUUUGAUCCAGUACAUUAUAUGAAUUGUAAAUUUAUAUCAUAAAUGUAGCGAGCUUGAUUGAAAAUAUAUGAAGGCAGUUAUGGUACACCUGUGCAAGUAUAUUUCUAAAGAAAAAAGCAAUAUAAGAAAUCAGAAAUAUUCUUAAAAGUAAAAAAUAUUGAGCAGUGGCUACUUUGCUUAAUUUGGGGCACUAGAAAAUGCAAUUAUGCAAAGAAUCUGAGUAAAAUCGCCCCAAACUAUUAGUUAGUUAGACAUGUUUGUCAAGUGUAAGUUUGAAGGAUAGGACAUCUGUGUCUGUUUUUGCGUUUGGUCUAUCUUUAGAAUUUUCAUUUUUGUAAAUCUGUAAUUUUUGUGAUAUGCCCCUUUCAAACCCUGAAAGCAAAGGGUCAUAUUGCAUGCAGAGAAGGAUGAUGGGAGCUAGGAGCCUGUAGCCUGCAUACAAAGCUUAAGUUUAUCUUGAAUACUUUGCAGCAAUGCCAGAUGUAAUCAUUAUGGUUUGGACAGAUGAGAGUUGAGAGAAACAUGAAGGUUUAGGACUGGAUGGAGAUUUUUUUUUUUUUUAGAUUUGAAUCAAAAUGGUAGCAUAAAUGCACUCACUUUAACCAAACCCGAGUCUCACAGUGACUGCGUAUUCGAGGUAGAAGUACUGUAUUGUAGUGGACCUCAGUUUUCAUCUUUGAACUCGCUCGACUUUUUCUCACGUACUUUAUCGUGGAUCCAUCUUCUAAAGCUCCAGCAGAAGAGUGAGUGUAAGCUCAGGAGGAAUAACACUGCACCAUUUUGAGCUUGGCACAAAGAAGAAUUGUGGAGGGGUUACAGGACCAAGACUGAGGUAGAAUAAGUGGUGUAAAAGUUGUCAGUGCAACUUUGAGGGUGGAGAGGGGCGGAAGGAAGUUACUGGAAGUUGAAAUGUGCAUGAGUAAGUGUCAGAGGCAAACCAGAUGUGUGAAGUGGAUCUACUCUCAUUCUCUCUGUCCCACUCUUUCUGCCCUGCUCUGUGUUAACCUUUAUUGUUAGCUAGUAGCAUUGUUGAGACCUGAGUUUUAGCAGUAGUAGAAGUUCAGAAAUAAAGGUUGAAACUGUAUAACCAAGGCUGUUUUUUUGUUUUGCAUAUGUGGGAUUUAUACACUAAUUGAGACUAACUUUGUACACACCUAAUUUUAUGUUUUCAAGCUAUGGCACGUGCCAUUUUAGUCAUCACGAGAAAGUUACUUUAUUUUCCCUGCCUCACAGUGCUGUGGGUAGGAGAUGUUGUGUGUUAAGAAAUGAAUAUGAAAUCACUCCAAUAAAGUGCUGGCGGAAUUGUAAUACUCACAAAGUAAAUAAUGCUUGAGAUUUCUUGUAAUCACAAUGAAAUCCUAAUUCCCUUUUCCCCCAAUAUGCUAUUGAUGUACUGAUAUUAUGUAACACUUUUAUAAGUAAUUAUAAUUAUAAACUACAAAUAUUCUAGAACUUAUAAGAAGUAAAUCUGUCAUUUCAAACUCCUGCUUUUUGUAUUGGAAGCAUUUCCAUCUUCAGGAUUAAAAUACGUGCCCACAAAAAAGUGAUUGUCUGCAGUUGUCGAGAUGCAUACCCAUCAUCAGUGUAGUGACUAAUUCUGCAAAAAUAGAAGAUCUGGAUUUCAUAAGCCAUACAGUAGGCUGAAAACAGAACUAUUACUCAAGCUGAUAGGUGUCAUGUUGGAAAGAGAGAAAACCUUAUUCAUUCUGUUUUUAUUUUUUUCUCUCUGAAGUGCCCUGUGUUAUUUUCUGUUUGACUGCUCUGAGUAGCAUUGCAGUGUUUGGGACUUGCAACAGUGAGGUCAGGUAUUCAGACCUGGCUUCUGUUCCACUGUUGCAAAUGUAGGGCUGAUCUCUACUUACCUGACAUGAUGCCCUUUUGCCUCUUUAUUGUGAUACCAGCUCAAGUUCAUCUAUUUCUGAUCCAUAUUAGCGCUUUAGGACCAAAGUACAACCUUGAUUCUUCUUAUUUACAUUGCAUUCUUACAUCCAGCUGUGCUGUGUCUCUGUUCCCAUCUGAUUCAUAGCUUUGCAUUUGUGACUUUGUAUCAGUAUAGAUGAUCUGAAAUUCUGCAAAAGAGAUUAGUUGACUUGGGCUGGUUGCCAGAUUUCUGAUUGCGCACAACUAAUUUUUUUGCUGACUGUAUUUGUUUUUUGGUUUUUUUUGGAAGUUCUAAAUAAAUGUUAAUCACUAAAUGUGUUAAA
Messenger RNA from Anguilla rostrata (American eel), 6185 nucleotides. RefSeq lists its product as uncharacterized. Gene Ontology annotation, cellular component: nucleoplasm; cytosol. The transcript is spliced from 15 exons. NCBI's taxonomy places the organism in Eukaryota, Metazoa, Chordata, Actinopteri, Anguilliformes, Anguillidae. The record is from RefSeq and is a predicted model, not a curated record. Gene Ontology annotation, biological process: positive regulation of actin filament polymerization; actin crosslink formation; actin filament bundle assembly. Bases 648 to 2576 code for a protein of 642 amino acids. Gene Ontology annotation, molecular function: cytoskeletal adaptor activity; protein binding.